Messenger RNA from Benincasa hispida (wax gourd), 1324 nucleotides. RefSeq lists its product as uncharacterized. The record is from RefSeq and is a predicted model, not a curated record. Lineage: Eukaryota; Viridiplantae; Streptophyta; Magnoliopsida; Cucurbitales; Cucurbitaceae.
UUGGGAAGGGAAGAGGUAGAGUAGCAUAGAGAUGUAUGUGACAAGGCCUCUUUCUCUAUACAGAGACACUUCUUCUUCCUCCUCCUCCUCGGCGCUUGAGCCUGAGGGUCCAAAUACAGGCGUCUUGGUGAUCGAAGACGAAGCUUCGGAAUUGAGAUGGUUUUUUGGACUGCUUAAGGAUACGUCUGUGGCAGUGCCGCCGUUCCCUCAGAACAAGCUACUGGAGCUUCGAUAUUUGAAACAUAGUGCUGCACACAACCGAAGGCACUGGCACCAUCUCACUGAUUACUUUUACGCAUGGCUAAUUCCUGUUUUGAAUCAGCCUCCCAAUUCCAACCAAUAUUAUAUCAUCAAUUCUCGUGGCAAAACUAAAGGGCUGGCAUGUACAAGUUCAAAGGAAGACGACAUAAUUAGUUGUUGUUGCUUCAACUUUAUUGAUGAUAUACAACCACAACUCUUCGACCCAAGAAGUCCUUAUCAACAGUUCCAAAUUACCAAUAAAUAUACAUACUUUGGAAGUCAUGAUGGUUUUGUGUCUAAGUCAAUGGCUUCCGAUGGGGUUCCUCCAUAUUUCCUAAGACAUCAAGGCUGGACAGCUAAUACCAAGACUCUUGAAAACUUCGAAGCUUGGCCAGCACUCGGCAUCAACCCUACAUUACGAGCUCGCCUCCCUAAGCUUGACUCGAUCGACCCAGUGGUGGUGGGAAAAUGGUAUUGCCCUUUUAUUUUCAUUCGUGAAGGAGAGAUUGGUGCUCAGAUGAGGGACUCAACGUACUACGAAAUGACCCUCCAGCAGAAUUGGAAAGAGAUAUUUAGAUGCUAUAAUAAUAAUAAAAAUAGUACUAAUGGUGAUGUGUUGGUGGAUGUUUGUGUUAAAAGGGAAGCGGUUUUAGUUAGAGAGACGCUGUUAACAACAAAGAGGGUGGUGGUUUCUGAUGGGAUUAUGUGGUUCGGUCCAUCAUCAGAGGUGGGGCUGAGUAUGGCGAUUGUGGAGAGGGUUCAAUGGGAAGAGGAGAGAGUUGGUUUUGUAUGGGGAGAAAGUCAUGAGGAUCAGGAGAUAGAGAGAGUUGUGAGAAGAGAAGUGUUUAAAGGAAAGGGAGUGUGGAAGAGAUUUGGGUGUUAUGUUUUGGUUGAAAGGUUUGUGCUUAAGAGAAUGGAUGGAACUUUGGCUCUUACUUGGGAAUUCAGACACACUCAUCAAAUUAGAACCAAAUGGGAAUGAAAAGAAGGGAAAAACACCUCAAAGAUUUUUUAUAUUUUUAUGAUGUAAUUUUGAAUUCUAGAAAUGAAAUAAAUAUUGGAGUUGAUGCCCUAAAUCUCGUAG